Molecule: messenger RNA, 5686 nt
Organism: Phycodurus eques (leafy seadragon)
Lineage: Eukaryota; Metazoa; Chordata; Actinopteri; Syngnathiformes; Syngnathidae
Product: coiled-coil domain-containing protein 85A-like
Exons: 4
Coding region: 301-1674 (457 amino acids)
Source: RefSeq, a predicted model, not a curated record
UCUUCUCGGUGGUGGGCGCACGGCGGCCUUUCAGCACCUGGACAGAGGAGCUGCACCUGAAGCCAAGCCAUUCGAGGUCUCAGGCAGAGGCACAGAGCUGCGGUGAUGCUACGGUAUCAUAAAUAGUAUCAGAAGGGAACGGUGUGCUUGUCGGAGGCACAGCAACCUCAAUGACAGCGAUUCAGAAACAUAACGAAGGGAGGGCCGGGGGUCCCGAUCCGGGUUGGGUCAGAGUAUUUUAGCGUGCUUCUGUGGAAUUCUUUGGACCACACUUUUGGGCCCUGAUCGGAGUUGCAAAAGAUGGAGAAAGGCGCAGCGCACAUUGCGCAGCUUUCCGAAAGGGCAGACGGUCACGCGGACGACAUCGCCAAGGUACCCGACGAGGAGCUGCUCCUGUGGGGCAAAGACGAGCUGGUGAGGCGCUUGCGGAGGACCGAGGCGGAGAAGAGAGGCGUCAUCGUGGAGCACGCGAACCUGAUGCGAGAAGUCAACAGAAGGCUCCAACUUCACCUUCAUGAGAUCCGGAGUUUGAAGGAUGUCAACCAGAAAUUGCAAGAAGAUAACCAGGAGCUCCGGGACUUGUGCUGCUUCCUGGAUGACGACCGUCAGAAAGGGAAACGGGUGACACGAGAGUGGCAGCGCCUGGGCCGCUACAGCAGUGGUCUGAUGAGAAAGGAGGUGGCCAUCUACUUGCAAAAGCUGAAGGAGUUGGAGCAGCGGCAGAGUGAUGUCAUACAAGAUAACAUGGAGCUGAAGGAGGUGUGCCUCAUGCUGGAGGACGAGAGGGCUGCAUCUGUUGCAUUAGGGAGUAGUGGAGGUGGGCGAGAGGGGCCUGGCCGCAGGACUUCCAUUGACAGUCACAGCAGUCUGUCACAGCUGGGUGCUGGGUUACCUGCACCUGGCCUGCUGCGUGAUGUUGGUGAUGGGAGCAGCACCUCCAGUGCAGGAAGCACAGACAGCCCUGAUACUGCCCAGCAGAAACCCUUACCUGUGGGUUCCAGUGCUAGUCCUGGAUCAAGAUGUGCCUCCUUGGACCCCCCCUACAGACUGGAAGAGAUGUGCGAUUCCUCAGGCAGGAGGCACAGCUCCACUCCAGAAUACCACACCUUCCCCCAGCCAUGCCGCUCACGAGGAGGGUCCCUUACCAACACGGACCCUCAAGGCUUCGGAGGAGGCAGCCCUGAAAAACAUAAAUCUCCCAACAGGCAACCACGCGACCCGCACUGUAAGGCCUUCAGCUCUGACCUACUUGCCCAGAAACAGUUGUUAAUUUUAGGGCAAGUAUCACCAGGUUGUGGGAAGGGUAUGGCCAAGUCCAGUCCAGAGUUGAGUCAAAGACACCGUCCAGAUAACGCCAUCGGGGCAAGCUGUGGGAGCCCAGAGGCGAAGAAAACAGUACCGGGAACACCUGAGCAUCUACGAAAAGAGCGAGUGAUAGUGGGGAGUCCAGAGUCCAUACGACACCACCAUCACUAUCAGAUCAGUCCUGGGAUGGAAUACAGCAAGGGAGGGAAUAGCAGAGGCUCCCUGAAACGGGAUGGGAUUCACAGGAGGGCGGCUGGAGAACAACUCUCCCCCCACCACCAGAGUCUGUACAACGUUCUGAUAUCUGCUGGCUGCUGCACCAACUCCUGCAGGAGUGUGAAGCUUUGGGACAGCUUUGAUGGCUCCUGACCACGCAUGCCUCUGGAUCAGAUGCUGCACACAAUCCAGAGAGAGACAGAGAGAGAGAGAGAGAGAGAGAGAGAGAGAGAGAGAGAGAGAGCAAAUGUUUUUUGCACAUGUAUGGAUGGAACGACACGUGGAUCAAUGCACAAGUGAACGGUUAAAUGGUCAUGAAGUUCUGAAUCAAUCAAUGGAGGUUGCUGCUGUGCACUUCUGUAAACCACCACAAAAGACUGAAAUCACUUUUUUUUUUGGGGGGGGGGGGUUAUUGUGAGACACCCACGUCUGAAUUGCCAAACUGAAGAGCCUGCAUCUUUGUAAAAACAGAGAGCUAUAUACUUUACCACACAGUAGGAUAUCCAACCCAUGAUAAGAAGAAUUGUUUUCAGCGUCAAUACUGCUGAUACAGCUGGCAUUAAAGCACAAAGAGUUACAAAAUCGUUAAAAUGCCAUAGUUAGGGUAAUGGUUCCCAUAGCUGACUUGAUUUCCAGUCAAUGCCCCAAUCGCAAUCGUCUUGUGCUUGACAGAUGAUCGGUUGAGGGAGGUUCCAGCCAGCCUAGCAACACUAGAUGAAUAGAAAUCAGUAUAAAAGUAUCAUUUCAUACAUUUUGCACUUGGGCUUAGCAGCUGUAAUACAUAUCAAACUAAAAUAUGUAUCUUUUGAAGUAUUUUUCACCCGAGUGAAGAUAAACGGAACUGAUAAUGGAUGGAUGGAUUGAUGUAUUUAAUAUCAAGCGUAUGAAAGGUAGUCAUUUGCUGACUUCUUAUAUUUGAUGUAAAACCAGAAAUUCUCUUAUAGUUCAGUGUCAGGAAAUGUAUACAAAAACCAUUGUGUAUAAAUAUUUCCCUCCCAAAUCCAACUAAAUUACGAUAUAGAUGACAGUAAAAAUGUAUUUAAAAAAAAAAAGAAGUUAUGGCACCAGAUUGAAAAAAGAAGGCACAUCAAACAUAAUUUGCUAAAUAUGGUUUCUGUAAUUAGACAUAUUUAUAAUAUCCUUUGGAUUUUCAAACCAAUUUGGUUUAAGUUAGUAAUUGUGACCAAAUGCAGUUUGUCAAGGAAGGUCACAUGAAGGACAUGUAGCCCAGUCUCCAUUUUAAUAGUCUAUUGUGCGAUCAAGGGGUUUACUGCUGCUGACAUUUUUUAAUGUAUGGAAGAUAAUGACUAAAAAUUGUUGGUGAUGAAGGAUUGUUUAAAUUUUUAAAUUGGUGUUUGGGAUAUUGUAACCAUGAUUAGUCAGAUGUGACUCAGCAGAUGGAGUUGCUCAUAUCGUUGUAUGCACUUUCUGAAGAAAACAAGCUAACACAAGAGCAAAAUGUGCAAUACUUGGACCCGGUGAUGUGACACUAGAGCCAUAUUUACAAACGUAUGUGGCAAACAAAGUUGCAUGGCAGCCUGACAUAAAAAACUGGAGAGAAACAAAUAUGUAUAUACUGUAUAUCAGCAUUCUAUUUACACACAUAAUAAUUGGCCAUUAAUAAACGUUGCGUUUCCAGCAGUUUAGCGUAUUUGCCAUCACAGUUUUCAUAAAUACUACUUAUUCAAUCGGCGCGUUUGAUUUUUACAGCUGGAGGGAUCUCUAAUUAGAAGAAGAAUGGCAGCAACGUGAGCCCGUGGGCUCUCACCUGCCCCCCUUUCGUUUUGCCGUUUCGUUUUGAGCACUGGUUGCGUCACCUCACGCUUUUUUUUUUAUUUGCAGUUUUGUACAAUCAGCAGGACUAAAUAUGUGCAAACAAAUAUUAAAGACAUUAGCCAGACUACAGAAAAAUUAGAAACAGUCCUGGCUGUAUGCCACCUCUCAUCCGAAGAACAACUGGGAUAGUGCUCCUCUCACCUGCGACCCUAAUGAGGUAGAAAAUGGAUCGAUUAUUCCAGCACCAUAGUUUUGUUGUCCCAAAUUGAGCACGAAAUGAUCACUCCACCAAAUCGUGACAGCUACUGGCCAUGCAGUUGUAGCAAUUAUGUAUGAAAUAAGAAUUGUAAUUAUUUUACGAUAAAGUAAUAAGCCAGGAGCGAUGUUUGCGUUACUUCCGGUUUAUCGUAAUUUUGAUUUAAUUGUUAAAAAUCAAACAAAUGUCUCGAAAAGGGCAUCACGUCAAAUUUGUCAAGUUUAAUUUUAGGCGAAAUGACGACAAACCUUUUUAAUCAAUUUCAGAAUCUGCAGUCUACGACAUUUUGUGUCGUAGGUUACAAAGGUUCACUUAAAUUCAGAACAAACACAAAAUAUGACCACGAGUGGAAUUUUAUGGUAUAUUUAAUGAAACACACAACUACAACAAGAGCAUAACUCUAAGGGUAAACGAAAGAAAGAAAAUAAGGCAUACGAAAAUGGAAAAGAGGUCAUCAUGUGUGGUUGCUGGGCUAAACUAAAUGAGCGUAUGAGCGUUUAAUGCGUUGAGUCAGAGCGGGAGAAGGCAAAGUUGGGAUUUCGUAUGAAGCUAGUAAUUUCCCCACAAUUAUUACACACUGAUGUUGUACAUCAUAGUAAGGAUUGCAGUGUCGACUCACGGACGCAGAUCAGCUGGUCUUUGGAGUGGUCUUCCUCCGGACCUCAAGCGGAAACGAAGAAGGUUCAGUUGAAGAAAAACUAGAUGCACAAAAAAAAAAAGAAAUAGGAAAGGAAAGUUGUUCUCCCGUUUGGGAUGCGCUCAUAACUUCCUUGCCGGUUGACCUGGCGGUGGGCCGAGUUCUGGACCUCAGAGGCGUGCAGGAUCCGUCCGGGAUGCUGGCAGCUGCUCGUUGAGGCCCCGCCGACUGAUCGUGGCUAGGGAAAACGAUCGGAGGCACAUGGUUGCCUUCUUCGAUCGAAAAACGGUACCGGCGUGGUUGCGGCGGGUGUUCGGGCACCUGGUGGCACCCGGAGGCGCCCGAGCGCAUGGGUGAAUAUUAACCACAUAGUUUGCUUGAAGGGAGUGUCCCUCCAAUCUUUUGGUCGGGGAAGGAGUCUUUUGAAGACAGGAAUCAAGAUUUGACGGAAAGCUGCUAAUUAGGUUAAGGUUCACUUGACGUACACCAGGCCCUGUCCUAGUCGCCGUCUCUCAGCAGGGCAGCGUGGAGGAGUGGGGCUUCUCCGGUGGUCACGAGUCUCUGUGGCGCCUCAAAGUUGUGACACUCAUGUCCGCUACAAAGUAUUUAAAAAUGCUUUAUAUUUUGGUUAAAGCGCCACAAGCUUCGUUGUAAAAUUUAUAUAAAUUUUAACUUUAUAGGGGGUUAUAACUAAUUAAUACUGAGUACAUUGGUUCAGAAAGACAGUUGUUUGCAAUCAAGUAUUCUUUGUAAUUUAGGGAUUACAUGUCUGUAUUGUAGUCAAAUAUGAAAUGCUAUAAUAUAAAAGCAAUACAAAAGAAAUUCAUCUUCAUUUUGCACAUGUAUUAUAAAUGUUUAGGAACACCUCUCAGAUUACAAAAAUACACACACACAACCAAACAUAGUGUUGUGUGUGAUGUAUUGUUGAAGGAGAAUAUUAAAGGUAAUGGUACUUUGUAUUAGUCACAUGUACAAUGCACAGUGAAAUAUGUUUUCUGUGUUUACAGUAAACUGUCCCUGAGUAAUGCCCAAGGACUUAAUCCAUAUGUUGUGUCACUACUUUGGUCAAGUAACUAACUAGAAAUUACCCUUAUAUGAUUGAAGUUGUGGGGGAAACCAGAACACCCAGAGAAAACCCACGGGAAUAAAUACAUUUCACACAUUUCAAAUCUGAAAAUUAACUCUGGAAAAAGAAAAAAAUCUUUUCGCUGUCUCGUGACGUUGGUGAAAGUCAACACGUCUGGAAAUAAGCAAGAAGCGAAUGCAGUAUGAUUAUGCCCUUCCUGUAUAACCUUUUAACCCUGUGUCUCAUUUUCUUUGGUGAUUGAAUUGAAGAUAAAUAUGGUAUGCUAUCAAUAGUAUUAGUAUAAUAAGUCAACAGUAGGACUGUAAAUCUGUAAUUUUAUAAAUAUAUACCAUAAAUUAUUAUUUUUGACUUCCUCUUAUAUGAUAUUGCUAUAACUCUUAUAUCCAAAGUUGUAUGUAGAAACCAAUAA